Molecule: messenger RNA, 3035 nt
Organism: Contarinia nasturtii (swede midge)
Lineage: Eukaryota; Metazoa; Arthropoda; Insecta; Diptera; Cecidomyiidae
Product: rab-like protein 6
Exons: 4
Coding region: 834-2825 (663 amino acids)
Cellular component (GO): nucleus; cytosol
Molecular function (GO): GTP binding; GTPase activity
Source: RefSeq, a predicted model, not a curated record
ACGCGCGCGCUCGUGCACUCGCCAGCAUAUUGAAUGUUCAUGUACGGCAAAGAUACCAAUACGAAAUGACGACGACAGAAUAAGAAACCCACUUAUUUUUGUGAAUCACUGAUUUUAUUUACCUCUGUCGAUAUUUUCGUGUACACACAGUGACGGAAAGGACAAGGUUUUUGAAAAAAAAAAUGUUUGUUGCUUGGUUAAACAAUUCCAGGCUAUUACAGUUUUAAAACACUUGGCGUUCAAUAUCAAAAGUGUAUUUUUUGAAAAUUAUUUGUUACUUUGAAUCAGCAGCGGAUGAUUGUUUUUUUUUUGGCAUGCAUCCGAACGUUUUUCCAUACAUAUUCUAAAUUAGAUUAAUGAGAACAAGUGACUACAGCCAGAAAAAGAACGAAAACAAUAGCCAAAAUGAUAAUGUGACAGCAAAGUAAUAGGUCAUCGCAAUGAGUAAAAAAAGUGUUGUCAUAAAAUCGCAAUGUUUUAUUUAUUUAUUGUUUUGUUCAGUACAGUGUCAGUGAUGGUUUGCAAAUAAACAUAUGGUUUCAUUGGUACAUUAUAUUUGUUGCUCAUAAUUGCUUAUCUUCUGUUUCGAACACAAAGUGCGGAAACAUUCAUUUUAAACUUAUUAGAAAAGGAGUUAUCGAUAGAAAAUUUGAUUUGUUUUUUCCAUUAAUUCGGUGUCAUUUUGAAUGUUUGUAAUUUUUCGGGUGCCUGAAUAAACGAAACAUAUUGAAAAUUCGAUCAAUAUUCAUUGAAGUUGAGCAUGCUAAAACGCGAAAAUUACCUUAUAACAUUUUCAACAAAGUGAAAGUUGCACAAAGACACGACACGCAAUCAUGAUUAAUGCAUUUAAGAAAUUGACAUCGCGACAAGAUGCGCCAUCGCCAUCCGUGGCCAAUGCAACGGGAAAUGGUGCAAAUGCAACAUCGGCCCCACCAAAUGCGUCAUGUGUCCCGAUGUCCGGUUCAUUACAACGAAAAUUUGCCAAAGGCGUUCAAUACAACAUGAAAAUAAUAAUUAAAGGUGAUCGAAAUGUGGGCAAAUCAUGUUUAUUGGAGCGUUUACAGGGUCGCGGAUUCAUUGAAACGUACACACCGUCGGAGGAAAUAAAUGUGGCAUCGAUUCAAUGGUCAUUUAAAGCGACCGAAGAUGUCGUCAAAGUUGAAGUAUGGGAUGUUGUGGAUCGUGGUAAAGCAAGAGCACGACCAACUGGCUUGAAAAUUACAACCGGUGCACCAAUUCCCGAAACGCCAGCACUUGAUGCUGAAUUUUUAGAUGUAUACAAAGGAACGCAUGGCGUUAUUCUAAUGAUGGACAUUACCAAAAAUUGGACAUUUGAAUAUGCAUCGAAGGAACUUCCAAAAAUUCCUGGUGACAUUCCAGUUUUGUUAUUGGGAAAUCAUUGUGACAUGAGUCAUCAUCGGGUCAUUACACCCGGUCAAGCGGACGGACUUAUCGAAGGAUUGGGAACGCGUUCGGCACAAGUAUUAUACGGUGAAAGUUCGAUGCGAAAUGGUUUUGGUCUUCGUUUAUUGCAUAAAUUUUUCAGCCUACCGUUUCUUCAAUUGCAACGCGAAACAUUGACAGCACUAUUAAAUCGGAAUAAACGUGACACCGAAGUGUGUAGUCUUGAAUUAAAUGAAUUUCUUAGUUCCCCUGAUUCCGAUUACAAUACAUUUUUGGAAAAUUUAAUGAAUAAACGACGCCAGAUAGCCGAUUCAAAUCCAAAGAAUUUAACGCAUUUUUCGGGUAAUUCAAUGAGUUCUUCCACUGUCACAAAUAGCACACCGUCGCCAAUCAAUUCGAGUCACGUAAAUCCAGAGUUGCGCGCAACAAAAAGUAUUAUUAUUGGUGCUGGCCAACCGAUCAUUGUGCCUGGCAUUCAGCGUGGCACAUUGCCUGCUGACAGUCGAACGAGCACAAAUCCAGUCAUCAAAUCAAAUGUUAUAUCGCCCUUAGCAACCACCAAAGAGGUUACAAUUGCAGCAGAGUCUCAAUUGCGUGUUGACAAUAAAGUAACAAGUGUCGAAGAAUUUUGUCCGGAUGGUGGUGCAUUGGACAAAGGAUUUUUGGAUGAUUUGCCGUCAAUUGUAUCAAACACAGAUGCACGGCCAGUUGAUCCAAAUUGUGAUUCAGAUAGUGAUAGCAAUGAUACGGGAAAUCCGCUUGUCGCUAAAUUCCACGAUGAUCCAUUCGACGAUGAUGUUACAAUUUCAAAAGGUUCAUUAAAAUCGCAAACAUCGACUGUUGCAAAGUCAGAGCCCAAAGUCAAUCCAUUGGCCAAGAAUAAGAAUAAAGGUUUAAUGCCACACGUUAAUUUAGAUUUGGCACUAACAUCGAAACGACGUAGUUCAAAUUCAAGUGAUGAAAUUGAGAUUCCGCAUAUACUAAAAACCAAGUCAAACGAUAACAACAGUCUGGACGGCCAUUCGAAUGAAGAAUUUGAUAGUUGGCUAUCAGAUACAAAUCAACGGCGUUCACCAGAAGGUGGUGAGGAUGAGGCGUCAUUGCCAAGCAUUGAUAAGUCUAUUCAAAAUGCAACGGUAGCUGCCAUCGUCUCUAGUGAAGCAGAGAAAAUCGAACGACCGCAUUUGGACGAUGAGUGUGGCGACGGUGAUGAUGAUGGCGAAAAACCGGCGAAAGAAAAACGUGACAAGAGCAAAAAGAAGAACAAGAAAGAGAAAAAGGAUAAAAAGGAUAAGGGCGACAAGGAGAAGAAAAAAAGUAGCAAAUCCAAAAAAUCAACGGCCGAUGAUUUACUAUCCGGAGAUCAUCACAACCAAUCCGAAUUGAAUGCAACCGAUGAUAGUCUAUACGAAGCCUUGUAAAUUGCUCUAUUUCAUUUGAUGUUCUUGUAUUUUUGGUUCUACAUGUUUUUUUUUUUCAUUGAUGCAAACGACGUUGAAUAUAUAUAUAUAAAUAUAUUGAAAAUUUAUCCAAAUAUAAAGAAUCUAUUUUACAUCUACAAAAUAUUCAAAGAAAACAAAUAAUAAAAUUUUAAAAGUAGACCGGUCCAUAAAUUUUUUGUUGUUUCAAGU